UCGUGGCAAUAUGGCGGAAGGCGAGGGUAAUAACGAUAUUGUGGAAAGUUCUCAUGAUUUAACCAUUACUGACGACCAAAACGCUUCUGGGGAGACCGAAGGAGCUUCAGAAAUAGGAGAAAAAGAACUACCGUAUAAUUAUGGAUUUUCCUUACCGGAAUACUACAAACUUAGCCUACAGUAUUAUCACAAAGAAAAGCAAAUAAUAAAGCUUACUUAUGAUGACAAAGUUCAGCUGACUGCAUAUUGGAAACAAGUUUCAAGUGGAGCUUUUGACCCUGAAAAGUACCCAGAUGUAGGAUAUUUUGAUGUUAUUGGCAAUGACAGGAGGAGAGCAUGGGAGAGCCUCGGUAACAUGGAGCCUAGGGAAGCCAUGAAGAAGUUCUGUACAUUACUAGGGACAUGUUCACCUGAGUUAGCUCCUUGGAUGGAAGCACAACAAAAAGAAAAAGAAGAAAAGGAAAGAAUGAGAAAGGAAGAAGAGGAAAGACUGCGAAGGGAAGCAGAGGAAGCUGCAGAGAGAGAGAGGCAGAGACUAUUGGAAGAGGAAAUGAGGAGAAAAGCUGAAGAAGAAGAGGAGGAAAGGAGAAAACAAGAAAUUAUUCUGAGGCAGCAGCAAGAGGAACAACUCUUACAACAACAGCAACAACAAAUGUUGAAUAAGCAGCAGCAAUAUCAACAACAACAGACACCAGAUCAACAGCCCAAGACAAUGGCAGUGAAUGGCACCCCAAGGAUAGCACCCCCUUCAUUAUGGACGCGUCCAAAAGUCCAAGAGUUUAUUCAACAUCUCAAGUCUGAUCCUACUUCUGUGUUAGUUGUUGGACGUGGGGAGACGAUGACAGUUCGUGUACCUACACAUGAAGGGGGAACAUGUGUAUUUUGGGAAUUUGCCACUGAAUUCUACGAUUUAGGCUUUGGAGUCAGCUUUGAAUGGUCGCAACCGCAAACCAAGAACAUCACCGUCGCGGUGAACGAAUCUGACGACGAGGAAUUCGGAGAAGAGGAUAAAUCGGCUGAAAACGAGUCCAGUCCCCCCAAACCAAGAGUAGACGAAGUACUGCCUGUCGUACGGAGGCCUUGUAACGAGGAAGUGAUUAUUGGAAGUCACUUAUAUCCAGGCCGCGGCGUGUAUCUUCUCAAGUUUGAUAAUUCAUAUUCACUGUUCAGGUCAAAGACUUUGUAUUACCGAGUUUACUACACUCGGUAAUGCAGGGAUGGAGACAGACACUUUCGCGAGAGACGCUGAACGGAGCUCACAACGGUAACUAAUUUCACAAAGCGAGAACAUUUUGAAGAGUGUCUCAAAUUAUAACCUUUAUAAUAUAUCAC
Pocillopora damicornis (cauliflower coral) is the source of this 1332-nucleotide messenger RNA. RefSeq names its product Golgi resident protein GCP60. Gene Ontology annotation, molecular function: fatty-acyl-CoA binding. Lineage: Eukaryota; Metazoa; Cnidaria; Anthozoa; Scleractinia; Pocilloporidae. The record is from RefSeq and is a predicted model, not a curated record. Gene Ontology annotation, cellular component: Golgi membrane.